This is a messenger RNA of Scophthalmus maximus (turbot), 1251 nucleotides long. Its product is annotated as aminoacyl tRNA synthase complex-interacting multifunctional protein 1-like. Bases 124 to 1101 code for a protein of 325 amino acids. Lineage: Eukaryota; Metazoa; Chordata; Actinopteri; Pleuronectiformes; Scophthalmidae. The transcript has 7 exons. The record is from RefSeq and is a predicted model, not a curated record. Gene Ontology annotation, molecular function: tRNA binding.
UGACCUUUGACCUCCAGCAGGAAGAUGGAAGCGGACAGCUGACGACGGAGAGUCGUCUCGUCUGACGACGGACGCUGAGCUUUCUGUCUCCGACCGACCGACGGACAACAACAAGCCUGCGACAUGGACAACGACGGCGACCUGUUUCAUCCCAGCCUGGCGGCCGCGCUCCUGAAGCUCGAUCCAGAGGACGGAGAGCAGAUCCUGGAGUACUUCAGAACUCACGCGCUGCUGUCCCGAGAGAAAGCACUGCUGCAGGCGUCGGUCCGAGAUCAGAGGAAGCUGCUGGUGGAAAACGGCAAACUGAAGAAAGACAUUGAACAGCUGAGAGUUCAGCUGCACGAGAAACAAAGGAGACGCACCGCCAAGGCCUUGCUCUCGCCGGCCCCGCCUCCUCCAACUCUUAGUCCCGCCUCCGCAACGCCUGCCAGUCAACCUGCCCCGCCCACUGGAGCUGCUGUUACCACAAGUCCUCCCCCUCCCUCCUCCGCCUCAUGUGAGCGGAGAGAGAGGCAAGGCAGGAGGAGGCGAGGUGAGAGGAAAGCUCGUCCCACCUCUGACGCUCUCUCUCUGGGGGCGGAGCCUCGGCUUGACGUGUCCCGACUCGACCUGAGGGUGGGACGGGUCCUGAGCGUCCGGCGCCACCCGCUGGCCGAGACCCUGUCCGUCCAGGAAGUGGACGUGGGAGAAAACGCCCCCCGGACGGUCGUCAGCAGGCUGGGAGAGAAGAGGGACCUGGAGGAGCUCAGGGACGGACUCGCUGUGCUGCUGUGCAACGUAAAGGCCUGUAAACUGAGGGGCGUGGUCUCCCAGGCCCGCAUCCUCUGUUGCUCCGCCUCCUCCUCCUCCUCCGACGACGACGACUGCAUAGAACUACUGGCUCCGCCCACAGGCUCUGCACCCGGUGACAGAGUCACCUUCCUCAACUACCCUGGUGACGCCGACAGAGAGCUGCAGUCCAAGCAGAGGGUCUGGGAGCUUCUUCAGCCCGACCUGCAGGUGGACUGCAGGGGCGUGGCCAACUACAAAGGCUGUGGGUUCGAGGUGAAGGGCAAGGGGCUGUGCAGGGCCCCCUCCCUCGCCAACUGCAUCAUCAGAUAGACGUAGAGAAGCGACGCCGCGGCAACAGCAAAACAUCCCAUGAUGUCAAUCGCUCAGCCAGUGUAGCGAAUUGUGUAAGAUAGCAAUGUUAGCUAACACUGGAGGAAAAUCACUGAUGUUUACUGAUUAAAAAAAUACUAAAAACUACAA